This is a messenger RNA of Cyprinus carpio (common carp), 721 nucleotides long. RefSeq names its product ribonuclease T2, like. The record is from RefSeq and is a predicted model, not a curated record. Gene Ontology annotation, molecular function: RNA binding; ribonuclease T2 activity. Gene Ontology annotation, biological process: RNA catabolic process. NCBI's taxonomy places the organism in Eukaryota, Metazoa, Chordata, Actinopteri, Cypriniformes, Cyprinidae. Gene Ontology annotation, cellular component: extracellular region.
AUGAAAAAGUACAACUGCUCAUUUUCAUAUCUCACUCUUCAGUGGCCUGGGAGUUUCUGUAUAGGUAUUAACAACAAAACCAUUUGCAAAAUUGCGGUUAAUAUAAAAUAACAUCAUGUUUAUGUUCAGGAAAUUGAGCAUGAACUCACUCAGCUGUGGCCAUCAUUAAUAAAAGGAAAACACUUCUUCUUCUUCUGGUAAACACAAACUAGGACCUUUUGUGAUUUAAUGCUGUGAGGAGAGCUUGUCUAUUUCCAGGCCGCAGUCAAGAUCCAGAAACUCUUUGACAUUGAUAACAUCUUGGAAAGCUCUGGAAUCAAAAACCAACACUACUCAUCAUACAAGCAUGACGACAUACGUGAAGUUCUGACCCCGCUGCUGGGACAAAACUAUGAUUUGCAAUGUGUGACGGACAACGAGGGUCGUGAAGCGUGGAUCCAGCUGAAGAUCCAUCUCUUCAGGAACCAAACCCUUGGAUGCCCCAAACAAGAACAAGAGCAAAAGUUUGAUCUGUUAGCGUGGUUUAACAGCACAGGACAUCCCUGUCCAAAGAACACCACCAUCUUUUACAUUCCAAUUAACUACGAAAAUCCUCAUGAACCAUGUAACUAAGAGAAGCUGAAGCUAUAGACCAUCACUGCUUUCAUGUUUGACUGUCCUUUUCCUGUCCUCAGACCUGAUGCAUGUCUUUUAAUAAAAAUGUUACAUAAUUCCUAAAGUA